AAUUAGUCAUUAAUUCACUCACUCACACAAGAAGGCAAUGAGGAAUCUUCUCACUUGCAUCGUUCUGGGUCUUGGAUUGGCAAUCGUUUGUGCAAAUGCAAAAGGCAGCAAUUGCAAAAACCGUUGGCCAGGAUCAUAUAAUAAUAUUCCUGACAAAAAUCCCUUUGACUCCAAAAUAAAAGAAGUGGAAAAAAAUUUCAAUUCAAAUCAGUGUUUAAAUGAACAAAAAACAGAAAAGAAUUUAUACUGCUCAGUGAUGGGUUCAGCCUUGAACUUCGAGAAUCCUCUUGGUGCUAGUGACAUGCAUACUGAAGCCACCCUGAAAGACUCGGUGAAUUCCUUUGAAAAUCUUUUUGAUAAUCGCUCUCACUGGGAUAAUAACAUAAAGAAGGAUUUUGUUACAAUUUUGCCCAUGAUUACGGAAAAAAUAAGCUCAGGUGCACUAUUAACAGCUCUUGCAAAUCCAGGAAACAUCUCUCAAACUGUGGUUCGAAACUUCACAGUGAUCCAAACAAAACUUAUCAGUCCAAAAUCCUUUGAAAAGAAUGAAGCACUCACGUUAAAAGCUCAAGGAGAUCGAAUGGCCAUCCACCCAAGAACAGCAGCUGCCAUGACCACAGAUAUUGUUGCUGUGGCUUUUAUAUCAUAUGGUGGGCUAAAAUCACUCUUAGAAGACACUUUACUGAAGAAUGGAGCAUUCUUGGAGAAUGAAACGCUGACAGAUGUUCAUAUGAACUCUAGGCUGGUAAGCGUUUCUGCCAGGAGCAAAAUACAGAAUAUUUUUACCCCGGUCAAUCUCACUUUUCAGCAUCUCAAGAAAAAAGUUGCCCAGGAAAAGGUUCUCUGUGUCCACUGGAUUUCUGGUGCCUUGUCCAAUCAUGGUUGCCAACAGCUCUUUUCUAACAUCACCCAUACAGAAUGCAGCUGUCAACAUCUGUCCAGUUUUGCUGUACUGAUGGCCACAACUCACAAACAUGGAGAUCUGAUCCUCACCAUUAUUAGCUACCUUGGGUUGUCCAUCUCAGUCAUCUGUCUCUUCGUGUGUAUUGUCACAUUCCUCUUCUGCCGCUCCAGCCACAACAGCAGCACCUUCAUCCACCUACAAUUGAGCUUCUGCCUGUUUUUUGCAGACCUCCUCUUCAUAUUUGGAAUAGAUAAAACCAGCAACAAGAUCAUUUGUUCGGUCAUAGCUGGAAUUCUGAAGUAUCUUUUUUUGGCCUGUUUUGUCUGGAUGUUCUUGGAAGCUGUCAAUCUCUACCUCACUGUCAGAAACUUGACAGUUGCAAAUUACAGCGGGGCCAGCAAGUAUAUGAAGAUAUCUAUGUACCUCAUUGGUUAUGGGUGUCCUGUCCUGAUUGUAGCUAUUUCUGCAGCAAUUAAACCUGGAGCCUUUGGGACUCUUUAUCGCUGCUGGCUUAAUCCAAAUUUUAUCUGGAGCUUUAUGGGACCUGUCUGUGUGAUAAUUGUGGUCAAUUUGGUGUUUUUCUGUCUUAUUCUGAAGAAUCUGCAUAAAAAAUUGUCAUCUCUCAAUUCAAAAAUAUCUUCAGUCAGAAAUACCAGGUCACUGAUCUUUAAGGCUAUAGCCCAUGUGAUCAUUCUGGGUGUGACCUGGUGUUUUGGCCUCUUUCAAUAUGGCCCUGUGGAAGACAUUAUGGCAUAUCUGUUCACCAUCACCAACAGUGUGCAAGGAAUCUUCAUUUUCCUGGUGCACUGCUUGCUCAACCAAAAGGUGAGAGAAGCAUACUGGCAUUGGAUCUAUUGCAACAGAGAGAGUCCACCUGAGGUUUCUAAGAUUAUGGUGACCUCUUUACCCAUCAGCAAUCCUUCAACAAAUGUACCAAGUGUUACGCCAGUGGUUGACCAGAAAGUAGAAUGGGGAAACCCAACAUAGUUCACUCUUUUGGACUCUUCUGUUCUGUUUGGAGAAAACUGAAGAAAAAUUGAAUAUAUUAAACCCUUUGUUUUCUUGUUGGCUCUCUCAGCCCUUUAAUGUAAUAAUGUAAUUAAAUCCAGACCCAUGCUGGAAACAUAACUUUUAGUUCAUUCCCUGUUUUCAUUGCCAUUUUCUCUC
Messenger RNA from Pantherophis guttatus, 2071 nucleotides. Its product is annotated as adhesion G protein-coupled receptor E3-like. Gene Ontology annotation, biological process: adenylate cyclase-activating G protein-coupled receptor signaling pathway; cell surface receptor signaling pathway. The record is from RefSeq and is a predicted model, not a curated record. Gene Ontology annotation, molecular function: G protein-coupled receptor activity. NCBI's taxonomy places the organism in Eukaryota, Metazoa, Chordata, Lepidosauria, Squamata, Colubridae. Gene Ontology annotation, cellular component: plasma membrane.